AGAUUAUCAAAUUAUUAUUAGUGGGCGUAUUUGUAAAUAAUGGGCGUAGAUCUAAUAAGUAAUAAUCCACAAAGACGAGGUGAACUUGAUAAGAUGACAUCUAAAAACCCACAUAAGAAAGACGAAGCUAAAUCCAGUGACGAAUUAUCUGGUGACAAUGUAUCUUCUUUCUAUGAACCGCAAGAACCAGAAGAGACCAGUCCCUCUGACAAUGACAGUAAACCUGAAUUUGUUCCCGGGGGCUUUGGUUCAUACCAAGAUGAUAGUGAAUUUGCUGGUACUCUUGAUGAUAUUCCCGUUACACUGGAGGUUAAACUCCUAGCAAGGCCACUUGAUGAGGAGAUUUCGUAUGAUGUUUUUUGGAGACUCAUUCUCAAUGAAAAAGUUCCAGUGACAACAAGUCUUGUAGCAGUGAUGGGUUUACCUAGUUCUGGAAAGACAGCAGUUUUAGAAUCUAUUCUGAGGCAAAAAGUAAAAGUGAAAGAUGGAGCAAAAAUUGAUCAUUACUUUGAAAGAAAGAAAAAUGAACAGUGUCUGUCAAUAUAUGAGCUGUGUGCUCUUGGCAGUUCACGGCAUAACAUGUAUGCCUGGUCCUUUGCCACCAAGCGCUAUGGAGCAAUAUUUUCAAUUCUUUGUGGUCUCAUUCGUCAGUACCCAAUCAUAUCAAGAAUUGUGUUUAAACUCAGAAAUCGAAAGCCAGAUUCUGUCAUUGACCAACAUGUUCAAUGGUUGAUGGCUAAUAUUCAAGAUUUAUUUAAGAAAAUUGAAGAUGACUCGGACAAACUCACCCUCAUUCAAGAAGGCGUUUCUCUUAUUAACGUAAUGGAUGUUGGCGUCAACAAAGCUCUUUACGACUUUUUAUCUAUGAUGCUGCUCUCUUGCGGCAGACACAUUCGUCUUGCUUUCUUUUCAUUGAAUAGAGAUGGGCCUAACCUUGGUGAGAAACCCGACCUACCAUCUCAACGUUAUGGAGAAAGAAGAGAUGAUGUAUUAGUUAUGCAGCAAAGGUCACGACUCACAUAUCUCCUCCAUUUUGCUACGGUUGGUUACACCACAAAAGACCAGCAUGAACAAGAAACAGAGAAUGCUACUGUUAUGAUAGCAACAAGGAAAAGUCCAGCAACAGGAAGCACACCUUCACUGGAUCAAGCCAAAGAGGAAAUAAUUGAGCAAGCAAGAUCAAGAGGUGUAGACCAGUUUCUAAAGAACUGGAUAGUAAUUGAUAUUGAUGACAACCAAUCCAUUAAUAAAGAAUUUGGUCAGAGGAUGGAAGAUAUUAUCAAGAACAAAUAUGAGCAGCUCACAAUACAGCUCCCCCUUCGAUGGAUAUUUUUGAGGAGUCUUGUCGUGUCACUGGACAGUACUGAAACAAAGGCAAUUAUCCUGUCCAAGAAAUAUAUCAUAGAAAUGGCAGAAAAGCUGAAUAUGAGAGAGGACGAAGUCGAAAAUUUUCUAAAAACAUUCACAGAUUUUGGCAGCAUCCUCUACAUGCCUCAGUAUGAGGAUAUUAAAGAUAUUGUCAUUGUCAAUAUUUGGGAGUUCACUCAGUACCUGAACAAACUUUACUAUCCUCAGAAAAGGGAAUCAUAUGCUACCAAUUUGCUAAAGUAUGGAAUCAUAUCACAAUCAUCCAUAAAGAGAAUCUUCUACAAGUAUCCUGUUGUAUUUGCUGAAAAUUUUAUGAAAGUUCUUACGACUAUUGCAAUGGCCUCAAAAAUCAAAAGUGGUCAGUCUAUUCUCAUUGAUGAGAACCCUCUUUGGCCUGAAGUGCACUAUUAUUUACCACUAGCAAGAAUUCGUGAAGUGUACACACCAUCAGAAGAAGAGAAUGAUUAUCUUUCAUUGAGAUAGAGAGUGUCAACUUCCCAGCCAAUGUACAAGCUGGCAUUAGCAAUGCCAUUAUGAAUAAUAAUGAUGAUGCUGUUCUUAUUGCUACAGACUACAGCAAUGUCUCACAAUUUCAAUUCCGAUCUGAAAGUGGUCCUCCUAUUGAAAUAGAGAUGAUAUACAAAGGAAGCAAGACAAGAUUAAGAAUAAUGAACAGCUCCAAUGACAUUGUCACAUCUCCAGCAGCAGUUGAAGCAUGUUACAAAGUAAUCACUGCUUCAUGUCGAUGUCUU
This is a messenger RNA of Amphimedon queenslandica, 2120 nucleotides long. RefSeq lists its product as uncharacterized. NCBI's taxonomy places the organism in Eukaryota, Metazoa, Porifera, Demospongiae, Haplosclerida, Niphatidae. Bases 40 to 1851 code for a protein of 603 amino acids. The transcript is spliced from 3 exons. The record is from RefSeq and is a predicted model, not a curated record.